GCUUGCAAGAAAGGGUAACUCACGAGGGUCCCAUUCAAUAUCGCGAGGGUACGAUAUGCGAGGCCAGGCACACUCAAGGAGGCUGGAGCACCACCAGCACCACUGCAUCAGUACUCCGUACCAAGCACAAGCAUCUAGCAGAAGCAGAAGCAGAAGCAGAAGCACGAGCCUGUCUGUCCCGAGUCGUCGGGCGAGUUCCGGAUAUUGCCCAAUGGUCCUUGCUGACAAAAAACCGGCUCCGAGUGGGAGAAGCAUCUUCUCGAGACAAAAGCAGAAGAGCAUGCAUACUGGGCCCCCCUCUAGGCUCUACCAACCUAUCCCCAAAUCGACAACUCCAUCGUGGCCUUGUGUCUCCUUUCCCUGCCUUCUUGGCCUUUUCCAUUCCCCUCAAAAAGCAAAAAAAAAACAACACAACGCACCCCCUGAUGCCGUUUCUCAUCGCUGUGCUUGACGUUACACGGCACUGGGGUCUCAACUACCAAGUCCCACCGAUCACCGUCCUGAAUAAUUACCUUGACGUCGUUCAUCGCGGGCGAGGCUCCGUCAGUACCGAGCCUCUGGGGCCCUCCUUCCUGGCAACUGGGAACAAGGCAUCUUGGACACCGGACAAAGAUUGGGUAAAAAUUGGAGUUGCACGUCAAAUGAUGACGGGCGAGCAGAAAAAGAUCCCAAGAGGAGAAGGCUCACAUUACGAACUCUUAACGUAUCUGCCUCUGUGGACUCUAUUCGCAGGGAACUGCUUUAGCUCCAGUGGAUGCAUUUCCAGAGAACCCAGUCCACACAGUCCACACAUAGUAUCCAGCCAUUUCCCUACUCGACGAGUACGCCGGGAUUUCGAAGGGAAAGGGGUGAUCCCAGCAGAGACACGUUUUCCACAACCGUUUGUGGGCUCCCAGAAGCGUUGCGUCCACGAUACGUACUACGCAACCCACCUGGAAAUACGAUCACGACUAUUGACCGAGAAAAGGAAGAGGAGACGCAAAGGCAGGUUUCAUGACACAAACGGGAGGGCUCCGAGUCGAGCUCAACCUCGAUUCGGCGUACCGAGUACUGCUGCUGCUCCCCUCUCCAUAUUACCCUGGCAAGCAAGAAAGAGGCAGCGAGGCUGUGCUUGCAUACAUAUCGAAAAUCGUGGGACUAGGGAGGGGGUAAGCUGUGAGGUUCCGCGAUUCAGAGGAUCAUUUCCCAGGAUCUUGCAAAUCGCAGGCGUCUUCCCGAUUCCCCGAAGGCAUAAUACCGAAGGAAACUCAAUAUUCGACGAGGGGAGAUGAGCAUGUUCAGUGGGUGGGAACGGCAAGAUACAUCGCGGUGACAAAAACCCUCCGAGGGAACUGAAUAAUGUGCUUUUCCAUGAUCCUGGCUUCCUGGUCGAACACAACCUGACCGAGCGGAUCCAGCAGUCUGGAGUCUGCCGUCCACCGCGCAUGCUGUCAUACAGAGUCCACUUAAAGGGGGGGGGGGAGAAGGGGUGA
Molecule: messenger RNA, 1472 nt
Organism: Colletotrichum acutatum
Lineage: Eukaryota; Fungi; Ascomycota; Sordariomycetes; Glomerellales; Glomerellaceae
Exons: 1
Coding region: 426-1271 (281 amino acids)
Source: RefSeq, a predicted model, not a curated record